GUAACACCGCGACGCUCCCUGACGGCGAGCUUCACGGAAAAGCGGAGACGACGGCUUGUUGACGGUCCCUGCAUUGUCUGAUGAAAUCAGUGAGCGGAGCGACGGGACGGACACACCGACUCACCGAGGGCCCGCGGCGGCAAAAAACACCCUUUAUCACCGAGAACCGGCGCUGUGUUAACACCGGAGAGUGAGACGGCGGUCUGAAGUCGGUAACUAAGCGAACGAACCGCAUGUUUGGAACAAAUAUUCAGAAUUCGCGCCGGUUAACUGACCGCUAAGCUAGUUAGCUUCUCCUGCUAAGCUAACUGCUAGCAGCCAGGCAGACUCCCGCCGCCGCACCGGAGACUCAACCGGACACCAUGGCAACGCUGCCGGCCGCACACCGGGACUCAUCCGCUCACCGGGACUCCGCCGUGUUCUCCAUUACCGUCUUCACCGAGUUUUCCACCAGAAAGAAGUCCAACCACCACUCUCCGAGGAGCGGCUUCAGGGACCGUGUCCCCCCGGUGUCCUCCGGCUACGGGGCUCGGUGUGCGGGACAGGCCGUCUAACGGACCGCUGAGUGUUCAUGGAUGUUAAUAAACAUUAAUCAGUGAAGGGAUAUUGAUAACUGAGAGGAUAUCGAUCAGUGAAUAUCGGUAACUGCAGGUGUCGGUCCACAGCUGUCUCACCUGUCUGUCUCACUCAGGUAAUACUGUGUCUCGUCUUCAGGUAAUGUUUUUGUCCCAGUCUUUAUUUGUUGCACUUUGGAUUUGAGGAAAAUGUUCAGAAGUUUGAGCGGUGACGGACAGUUUUCCGGCGGGCAGAGCUCGUCCUCUGCGGCCGACCGAGAGGUCACCUCCCCCGGGCUCGACAGUCAGGAAAACUCGUGGAUCGGCCUGCUGUCCAGGCCAGCCGUGUCCUUCCUGCAGAGGUAUCUCCCGGGGCGGCCCCGGGCCCCGGCCCGGCCCGGCCCUGGGGCCGACUGGAUCAAGUCCAGCCUGGUAGAGGAGAGGGAGCUCCUGCGGCAGCUGGACGACCUGAUGCCGGAGCCCCGGGGCCCGCCGCUGUCCGGCCUGCUGGAGCCCGUCGGCGGCUUCCCGUGGCUCUCUGUUGAGUCUUUGCGGGACAUGGGUCUCCAAAGCCCGGAGGAGGUGGACCUGAGUCUCUGCCAGCAGUCCCAGCUGGGAUACCUGUCCUCUGUCAGGACUUUCUUCAGUCACGUCCUGCUGAGCUCCUCUGCGGAGGUCAGACCUCCGGUGGGGGGCAGGACCUGGUGGGGCAGCCUGUGGGGGGGCGAGGACAGCUCACACAGAGGACUGCGGUCAGAUCUGUCCCCGGUCCAGCCGUCUGAAACAAAAGGCCCUCAAACAGCUGCUGUGUGCGGCGGGGAGCGGUGGAUGCUGGGAGAAAACACUGGACCCAGUGACCACAAAGAGCAGCCGGCCAACAAAGGACCCCUUCAUGCAGUCCAGAAUUCACAGGGGUCCACGGCAGACUGCCCGCUCAGCAUCACUCACCACCGGACCAGCCCCGGAGCCGCCGCCUGCAGUGAGGUAGCUUUGCUGACCCCUGACCAGGACAAUGGUUACUCCAGUCUGGAGGAGGAGCACUUCCAGGUGAGUCACCUGAACAUGGCGAGCGAGGAGCAGGAGUCGGCUGAAAACACCACCGCCACAGAGGCAGAGACGGAGGACGAGCCUCCUGAGGAGGGAGAGUCAGCUCCAGGACAGGAGGAGGAGGAGGAGGAGGAGGAGGAGGCAUCUCAGGAGGGCUCAUCUGCAGGAGCCGUGGCGCUUGCGGCCCCUCAUUGCCAGAACAAAGCCAUCGCCUUCAUCAUGGGCUGCCCCUGCAGUGACGACGACAGCCAAUCAGACGAGGAGUCCAGUGAGGAGGAGGAGGAGGAGGAGGAUGAGGAUGAUGACGGCUUUGACAGCGAGGGCUCCUCUGACCUGUCCGACUCCACUGAUGAAGAUGAUGAGGAGGAGGAGGAGGAGUCUGACAGUGAGGCGGACUCGGAGGCGGAGCGUCUGUGGAGCUCUCUGUGCCAAAGCGUGGACCCCUACAACCCCCGAAACUUCACCGCCCGCCUGCACACCGCCAGCACGCUGCCCAGGGCCGUCCCUGCGUCCUCGCCUCCCUCUUCCACCCACUCCCCCCCUCCCUCCUCCCCUCCCCUCGCCUCUCCCCCCCGUCUGGCCAGGACGUCUGGGACGACUCCACCUCGGCCAGCGAGGCGGACGAAGCGGAGAGCCUCCGCCUGUGGACCUCCUUCAGCUGCUCCUCCGACCCCUACAGCCCCCUCAACUUCCAGGCCCCGCUCAGGACUCGAGGGCCCGCCGAGGUGGGGCCCCGGGCCAAGACCAGGGCUAAGAAAACCUCCCAGACUCCCCCUCGCUCCCCCCAUCACAACCCAGCAGCUCCACCCGAGUACAGGAAGGAGGAGGCGGAGGAGCGGCUGGACAGCGGCUUUUCUGAACCGCCGGCCUCCACGCAGAGCACCGCCAAGAAGGUGCGUUUGUUUUCUGUCUCUGCUCCUCCACGAAGUUCUCUGUAUUCACAUUAUUGAUUUACUUUGUCGUAAAAUACAGAAUGUGUUCGAUUCUUCGCGCCUCGAAGCAACCACAGGAGAAAAAACCCUGAAAAUCAGAAACGUGUCCAUCCAUCCGUCUGUCCUGUCUUCUGUUGGACAAACUGUCCAAAACAUAGAGGUUCAGUCCAAAAAUGUAAACAAAGACAAUCUGAGAGACCAGAGU
Plectropomus leopardus (leopard coralgrouper) is the source of this 2738-nucleotide messenger RNA. The record is from RefSeq and is a predicted model, not a curated record. Lineage: Eukaryota; Metazoa; Chordata; Actinopteri; Perciformes; Serranidae.